This is a messenger RNA of Maylandia zebra (zebra mbuna), 1637 nucleotides long. Its product is annotated as coxsackievirus and adenovirus receptor homolog. Gene Ontology annotation, cellular component: external side of plasma membrane. Lineage: Eukaryota; Metazoa; Chordata; Actinopteri; Cichliformes; Cichlidae. Gene Ontology annotation, molecular function: signaling receptor binding. The record is from RefSeq and is a predicted model, not a curated record. Gene Ontology annotation, biological process: regulation of cytokine production; T cell receptor signaling pathway.
AUGCUGUUUAUUGUCUUUUUGGGGUCCUUCCAACCCCACAGCCACGCCUACGUUGUCGCCGUCAUCGAGCUCCGCUUCCGCCUCUUUGCUAUGAGGAUUGUUGUUGCUAACAUUGCACUCUUUUUAUUUUAUUUUGUGCCCUUUGCGGCUCCUCUGGAUCAAGAGGUAACUGCGAGUCCUGGAGAAGAUGCCAUUCUUCAGUGUCAGGGUCCCAGAGUUGUGGAGAUCACCCUGUUGGAGUGGAGCAAACCUGAGCUUAAGUCCGAUGUCUAUGUAUUCUUCUACAGAAACCAGCGCCUAUAUGAAAACUACCAGCACUCGUUCUAUAAAGGCCGAGUGAAGCUGAGAGAUCCAUCAAUGAAAGAUGGAGACUGUUCAGUGAUUCUAAGGAAUGUCAGCAUCAGGGAUGCAGGAACAUAUGAGUGUCGCAUUACAACCAGAAGAAAUAAGGGCGUCCAAAGUGAGUUCAAGCACUCCAUCAAGCUCACAGUCAAAUCCUCAGGUUUCACGGAUGAAGACACCGAGAAUGGAGGAGAAAAGGUUCGAGAAGAGAAGGUCAGAGUAGAGAAGGAUGGAGGAAAGAGUAAUUGGUAUCUUUCUGGUGUGCCAAUCACUUUUUUUAUUUUUGCUAUACCUGCUGUUGUAAUUAUCUACAAAAGACUAAAAAAAUGUAUGAAAAGUCCUGAAAAAGCACUAAAUAACAGAUCUGAAUCCUUACCUCUUUCCUCCUGAAUGACUGUGGGUCCUGCUGUUGCACAGCAAUGAAAACAUCUUUGUAAGACUACUAGAGAUCCAUGCUGCAUUAGUCUUGUUUUUGUCCAUUUAUGAUGGUUCAAAAUGCUCAGUUUAACCACAAUAAUAAAUAUCUGCACAGGUUACUCUCAGGAAUCAGAUUCUCUUGUCAAGUGAGGAAAGGUAGUAGUGUGGGCAAACUAUCGUUAUGGGUCGUGACCUGUAAAUUAUACAGGUUGUUACGCACAUUAUUAAGUAUUUGAAGAUCUUCACUUUUAUUACCUCUACAGCCAGUCAGCCUGCCCCCUUCCCUGACAUCAGUCCAGUUCUGCCAAAAAGGCUAAAGCUUCAGAGUCUGCUGUCAAAGCUGCUACCUCUCAGUUUAUUACAGAGGUCACUGUUGUAGCUCGUCUGCACGGGGCAGUGGUUUACUUCUUCUAAAGUGUUUAAACCCACAUACCACAUUUUUUUAAUCAAUCACUACCAAAAUAAGUUUAUUUUAGUGAAAUAAAGGUCAGCACAGGUUCAUUAUCAGAGGACAUGUUGCUGAUAUCAAGAGUAAAAAGGACCAGCACUGUAUGUUUAAGCCUGUGAAGCCUUAAUCUGUGUUAUUUUUCUAUGCAAAUAUUUUGUAUUUUUGUAUGUUUUCAAAAUCAUUAGCACGGACACAUCAUUAAUCACAGUGUAAUAUAUAUAUGUAUAUAUCUAAUCACUUUAUUUUUCAGCAACAUGUAAAGUUUCGAGUGUACUUGUCAUGUUUAAUGUUCUUUUUAUAAUGGCAUUUUUAAGCAUCACUCUGUCACCUUUUAAUUGAUCUUAACUAUGUAUAUUCUGUUAGUACAAGCUCGAGCUGGACUGGAGCCGUGCUGACAUGUAAUAAAUAAAAACACAAACUAUCAAGAAGA